Molecule: messenger RNA, 519 nt
Organism: Phytophthora nicotianae INRA-310
Lineage: Eukaryota; Oomycota; Peronosporomycetes; Peronosporales; Peronosporaceae
Exons: 1
Coding region: 1-519 (172 amino acids)
Source: RefSeq, a predicted model, not a curated record
AUGGGGGCUUCUACGCGUUCCUCGAGAAGCUGGAGAAACGCACGGAAAUGUUCUGACUCAAGAGGCCAGCCAGGCAAGUCCCCACGCGGAGGUCGUCAACCCCAAGGCCCUAUCGCCGAGGACUUCGCUGUCCUCAACGACAAGGAUAAGGCCAGAUACGAGGCGACGUUCGAGAACGCCCUGGACACUGCGAAGGUGGACGCCUAUGGGUACCCGCAGGUACUCUCUGUUUUUGAUCAGCCAACUCCGUUUAACCUCAUCGUUCCACUCAGUUCCUCAUCUUUCUUCUCGCAGUUACUCUUCAGGCUCCCUUUUAGUCGUAUCCUCUUUUGGCACGCCGACAACGCGUUUCAUUUCCGUAGGUUCCGUCCGCCUUUAACGAUCAGCCCGACACUGUUCCAAAGAGGCGAGUCCCACCUCGUUCCAAAAUCACCAACUCUAAAGUACUCCGCAAGGAUACGACACGAAGUCUUCCCAAUAUGCACGCAAUUACGUGUUAUGGAACUCGCAAGUCCCUAA